Molecule: messenger RNA, 2583 nt
Organism: Oppia nitens
Lineage: Eukaryota; Metazoa; Arthropoda; Arachnida; Sarcoptiformes; Oppiidae
Exons: 2
Coding region: 122-643 (173 amino acids)
Source: RefSeq, a predicted model, not a curated record
CAGUUUAUACUAUUCUAUACUAAUUGUGUGAUUGAAACCAAAAGACUGACAUUUUUUUCCAUUGUUGUGACCAAAGAGUGAAUCAAAUACCACAACAACAACAAUAUAUUUUGUUAUAAAAAUGAGGCAUAAAUUAAAAAGACGAUCACUUUUAAGACAUAUCUUAUAUCAGACACAUCUAAUGUCUGAUAAUUAUAAACUAUUGGAAAUACAUAAUAGACACCGAUUGAAAACAAUGAAUGCGUGGGAAUCAAUAUCUUCUAAACUAAGACUAUUAGUGGAUCAGAUCAAUGAGAUAAUAGCACUUCAAGCAAACGAAGUGUUGGCCGACCUUCGGAAUCAUUUGAUGCCAUUUAUUGUCGACUAUGUCUUACCGGAUAACCCAAUGCCAGCGUACAAUAUAAUGACAUCAAAAAUGUUGGUCAAGACAUAUGUCGAUGCAUUGGUGUUUGAGUGCGAGCUCUCUAAUGCUCAAGAUAUACAUCUAGAGUAUCACCCAUUAGUCCAACAAAUCCUUCAAUUACUCUAUACUUUUAAGUCAAAUAUAAGAGACACCGAUAGUAUCAUUCUUUGGCCUCCUGUUGUUGGACAGGAAGAUAGUCCGCCGCAUCUGAUUCCAGAUGUCGGCGAUGGUCAACAUUAGUUUGACGACCGAAGAUUGUUUGUCUUUAUAUUUGUCUGUCUUUGUCAUUGUUUGUCUCUCUGUUUUUUGUAUGUAUUUUAAAAAGAUUUUUAGAUAAAAUUUGCGGCCAAACCGUUUCCAUGGCCGCCGAUGUUCGGCCAAUAUUCUGGUCGGUUCGACCAAAAAGCUAUGUCUAUCGGACGCAAUCGUGGGAUUAAUUCCCGAAUGGCCGAUGGGGUCGGUCAGACUCGUUUGCUUUCACGGAUCUUAAAGAUUACUAUUUGUUUUUGGACGCAAAGAAACCGAAUGAUGAACUCCGGGAUAUGUGGGGCCGGGAGUUGACCCGUGAAACAGAUGUCUGUCAUGUAUUCUAGUGUUAUGUUUCGGGUAAUCGUAAUACCGGUAAAUACGGGUAAACGUGUUUCGAUGAUACCGUGGAUUACUGAGUGAAGAACUGCGACCCGAAACCGGACUGAUUGUCACCGAAUUGUCGAAACUGAAUAAACGCGGCGUUUUGACCAUCAAUUGAUAGCCAAAUAUCAACGGAGUUGGAGUCAACUGAUCGCCUACACGGUUGGGACACAUAUUACGUGUAUUGGACUCAACCGACAGGAUCUACGCCAGCACUUGGAUCGGGCCAAGUGUUUGGGCAUUCGUAACAUACUAGCCCUCAGUGCCGACCGAAUCAAUGCCGACAACAACACCAACAAAAAGAUUGACAUCAUUGGCAACGAUAGCAAACGUGUCGCCGACGACUCUAGUAUUAGUAGUGUUGGCCAAGAGUUUAAGUUUGCCGCCGAUUCGGUACGCUUUACGUCAAGAGUAUGGCCAGUAUUUUUACGAUAGUCGUUGCCGCCGACUAUCUGGGCUGUCAUCCGGAGUCCUAGUCAGCCGAUUUGGACAUUAAGUAUUUGAAAGAUAAAGUAGAUGCCGGCGCCGACUAUUAUUAUUACGCAAUUAUUUUUCAAAGCUGAAGUAUUUACCGAUUUUGUGGCCAAAUGUUGCCGCGAAAGUAUCGAUGUACCGAUUUUGGCCGGAAUUAUGCCCAUUCAGAGCUAUGAUUCAUUGGAAAAAAUUGUUAAACUAUCGAAACUAGAUAUACCUCCGAAUAUCUUAACAGAUCUGAACCGUUUGCGUAACAAUGACGAAGCCGUGUCCGUAACUAUGGUAUCGAUUGGACAGUUAGUUUGUGUCGGCUAUUGAUUUCCCCACGAAUUCUACACCUGGUCUUCAUUUUUAUACAUUAAAUCGUGAAUUGGCGACAACAGCUAUACUAAAACAAUUGGGUUUAUGGUUGAAAUGUAUGGCCAAACCGUUGCCAUGGCUACCGCCUCCUAGUCAUCGCCGUCGUCGGGAAGAUGUUCGGCCAAUAUUCUGGUCGGUUCGACCAAAAAGCUAUGUCUAUCGGACGCAAUCGUGGGAUUAAUUCCCGAAUGGCCGAUGGGGUCGGUCAGACUCGUUUGCUUUCACGGAUCUUAAAGAUUACUAUUUGUUUUUGGACGCAAAGAAACCGAAUGAUGAACUCCGGGAUAUGUGGGGCCGGGAGUUGACCCGUGAAACAGAUGUCUGUCAUGUAUUCUAGUGUUAUGUUUCGGGUAAUCGUAAUACCGGUAAAUACGGGUAAACGUGUUUCGAUGAUACCGUGGAAUACUGAGUGAAAAACUACACGACACCCGAAACCGGUCUGAUUGUCGCCGAAUUGUAGCCGAACUGAACAAACGCAGAGUUUUGACUAUCAAUUCACAGCCGAUUCACAACGGAGUUUGAGUCAACUGAUCCCAUAUACACGGUUUGGGCGAUACUAAUGAUUAUGUCUAUCAAAAAAAGUAAGCGAUAUAUAUAUCCCGCGGACAGCUUUACCUCAAACCCGUACCUCAAGUAGUUUGUUGGGGCCAACAGUUGACCCAAAAAAAAAAAAAAAGUUUUCAUUUGCUGCCAAUUUCCGGUUAUCCAAAGGGUAU